Messenger RNA from Necator americanus (New World hookworm), 954 nucleotides. RefSeq lists its product as uncharacterized. The record is from RefSeq and is a predicted model, not a curated record. Gene Ontology annotation, molecular function: protein-L-histidine N-pros-methyltransferase activity. NCBI's taxonomy places the organism in Eukaryota, Metazoa, Nematoda, Chromadorea, Rhabditida, Ancylostomatidae. The coding region runs from base 1 to 954 and encodes 317 amino acids. The transcript has 8 exons.
AUGCAGUUGUAUAGAGGUCGACGGAUUUCCUCCCUCCUUCUGUCAAGAGAACAGAGUCGAAAGGAAUUCCUAACAAAUGAUCCAUCAGUGUGGUAUGAAACAGAGGUCCGUCUACUUUCACCAUUAUUGCAAGCCACCUUCAAUAAAUCUUCUAUCGAUUUGGACACCGAACAGUUCCUUGGUGACUCCUUUGCCAUCAGCGGUUCAUUCUGUUUGCAAAUUUACUAUGCAUUUAUGUCAUCUAUCUUGUCGUCCUUCCUUUCAAAAACUAGCAUUAAUGGCCUCCUGAACCGUGGGAAAAUGUUUUUGUUUUCGACAAAUCAGCUUCGAGAGUUUCUAAAUAUUCCCGCCGAGUGGACUCCUGUUGGCAAGAAGCUUCUUGACCUUGGCGCUGGAGAUGGUGGAAUAACAAAGAAAUUUUCGCCAUUGUUCGGCACUAUCUAUACAACAGAGAUGUCGCAAGUAAUGCAAUGGCGCCUGAGGCAGCAAAAUUUUAAUGAAGAAGAUGUCGAGAAGUGGUUUUCUUCGUCUCGUCAGUAUGAUCUCAUUUCCGUCCUUAAUCUCUUAGAUAGACACUACAAUCCAAGGAAGCUGCUUUUAGAUCUGCAUGCUACUGCAUUGCACUCAAACUGUCAUGUUCUUAUGGCAGUUGUUCUGCCUCUUCAUCAGUACGUAGAAUUCCGGCCUUCUAGCACCAAUUUCCCACGUAAUACUAGGCUGAAAGUCGAGGGAAAAACCUUUGAAGAGCAUGCCUCAUCAUUAGUGGAGAACGAGUUUAUUCCGGCUGGAUUUGAAGUCGUUAAGUGGACAAAGCUCCCAUACCUUUGCGAAGGAGAUCUUUAUAAGCCUUUCUAUAUUCUCUAUGAUGCGCUGUUCCUCUUGCGAGCGGUUCCCACGAAUACACAAAGUGUUUUGAGCCGGGACGAUUCCGUAAACGUACACAGCGAAUUGUAA